Cynocephalus volans (Philippine flying lemur) is the source of this 2223-nucleotide messenger RNA. It is a transcript of the gene CCDC170, whose product is annotated as coiled-coil domain containing 170. Gene Ontology annotation, biological process: microtubule cytoskeleton organization. Gene Ontology annotation, molecular function: microtubule binding. Gene Ontology annotation, cellular component: Golgi apparatus. The coding region runs from base 1 to 2223 and encodes 740 amino acids. Lineage: Eukaryota; Metazoa; Chordata; Mammalia; Dermoptera; Cynocephalidae. The transcript has 11 exons. The record is from RefSeq and is a predicted model, not a curated record.
AUGAAGUGGGCCAUUGAGGGUGUCUGGAGUGAUGAGGAAAGAGUGUUGAGGACAGAACCCAGCCCAUGUCCAGCUGAGGAGUGGUUGAAGGAAGAUGAGCUGCAGGAGGAUGGGGAAGGGAGGGCCGGAGAAGAAACUUACAAUCAUCUUUUGGAAGUCCCAUUCACUCGGGAGCAAUUAAACCACUAUCGAAAUGUGGCUGAAAAUGCUCGAAGUGAACUUGCAGCAACUUUGGUCAAAUUUGAAUGUGCUCAGUCUGAGCUUCGAGACCUCCAAUCCAAGAUGCUUUCUAAAGAAGUCUCCUGUCACGAGUUGAAAGCUGAAAUGGAGAGCUACAAAGAAAACAAUGCCAGAAAAUCGUCUCUCCUCACCUCUUUGAGAGACAGAGUUCAGGAGCUAGAAGAAGAAUCAGCAGCACUUUCCACUUCUAAAAUCAGAACAGAAAUCACAGCCCACACUGCAAUCAAGGAGAACCAGGAAUUAAAGAAGAAAGUUGGAGAACUAGACGAAAAAUUACAAAAGUGUUCAAAGGAAAAUGAAGAGAGUAAGAAACAAGUCUCAGAGAACUGCAGGAAACAGGAGGAAUUUCUAACGCAACUUUGCGAUUGCUUGGAUCCAGACAAGAAGAAUGAAAAGCUGCCUGAAGAAGAUUUAAUUUUAAAGCUUAGAGAGCUGUGCAAGGAAAAUGAAGUCCUGAAAGGACAAAUUGUUGCUCUUGAAGAGACUAUAAAUGUCCAUGAGAUGGAGGCAAAAGCUAGCAGAGAAACCAUCAUGAGGCUGGCUUCAGAAGUCAACAGAGAGCAGAAAAACGCUGCCGCCUGCACUGCAGAGACAGGCAAGCUGAACGAGGACUUGCUCAGUGCUGUAGAGGCAAAAGAAGCUCUUGAAAGGCAAGUGAAGAUCUUCCAAGAAAGGCUGCUUGCUGGCCAGCGGGUCUGGGAUGCUUCGAAGCAGGAGCUGAGGCUCCAGCAGAAAAGUUCUUUGGAACUGGAGAAGAAUUUGAAGAUCAGUCUGGAUGUGGCUGCAGCGACACAAAGCCAGUUCUCCUCAUUUAAGGAGAAAAUCGCAGCCCUCCUAAGGGGCAGAUUGGGCACGACUGGGGUCACAGAAGACACCAUUUUGGAGAGGAUUCGAGAAAUGGGCAGCCAGGAAGAAAGCAGGAAAAAGAUGGUCUCCCAGCUUGAAGCCCAAAUAUCUGAGCUUGUUGAACAGUUGGGAAAUGAAACUGGGCUUCACCAGAAAGCUCUACAGAGGGUCCAGAAAGCAGAAACCAAACUGGAGACUCUUCAGUCUCAGCUGACAUACCUGGAGGGAGAGCUGGUUUCUGGAGAUGUUUUGCGAGACUCCAUGAAUGUUGAGAAACAAAAAUAUCUUAAAUUUCUGGAUCAGCUUUCAGAGAAAAUGAAACUGGACCAGAUGGCUGCUGAACUUGGCUUUGACAUGUGUCUGGAUAUAGUUUUAGCUCGCACAGAGCAGCUGGUCCGUCUUGAGAGCAAUGCAGUCAUUGAAAACAAGACUAUCGCCCACAAUUUACAGAGAAAGCUAAAGGCUCAGAAAGAAAGACUGGAGAGCAAAGAGCUGCACAUGAACCUUCUCCGGCAGAAAAUAGCCCAGUUGGAGGAGGAGAAGCAGGUGCGCACGGCCUUGGCCUUGGAGAGGGACGAGGCCCAUCUCACGGUCAGGAAGUUAGAGAAGAAGCUGCAGAGGCUGCAGAAGGAGCUGAGCAUGUGCCGAGAAUCCAACACUGAGCUCAAAGCCAAGCUGGCUGACACCAAUGAGCUUAAGAUUAAAACUUUGGAACAGACCAAAACCAUUGAAGAUCUCAAUAAAUCCAGAGACAAGCUGGAGAAGAUGAAGGAGAAAGCUGAGAAAAAACUAAUGGCUGUCAAGUCAGAACUGGAUACCACAGAGUACAAGGCUAAGGAGGAUAAAGAAAGGUCCAGAAACACGAUAGAAGUGGUAACCAGUGAAGUGAAGACGCUGAAAAAAUCUCUGGAGGAAGCAGAAAAGAGAGAAAAGCAGCUGGUGGACUUCAGGGAGGUAGUUUCUCAGAUGCUGGGCUUGAAUGUGACCAGUCUUGCUCUUCCUGACUAUGAAAUCAUCAAAUGUCUUGAAAGACUGAUCCAUUCACAUCAACAUCACUUUGUCACCUGUGCCUGCCUCAAAGAUGUGAAUACCAGGCAAGAUAGGCACCCACAAGGACGACUAGAACUUCUUCAUUGA